Molecule: messenger RNA, 414 nt
Organism: Soboliphyme baturini
Lineage: Eukaryota; Metazoa; Nematoda; Enoplea; Dioctophymatida; Soboliphymatidae
Source: the annotation of a GenBank genome assembly
AUGGAAGGGGGAUUUCCCUCAACUUCUUACCUUUCCUUUCUCACCGUAGUUUGGGUAGAACUAAGCCGAGCAUUUGUGCCUGUUCGUUCAAAGUAUAAAAAGCGUUUCUAUCGGGGCAUCUACAUAACCGACGGCAUGGCGGCUCACAAGGAUGAUGUGCUCGUCAGGCAGUUCAAAUUGGAUUAUUUCCCCGGAGUAAACGUGUCGUGUAGUUACGAAAAUUGCGACAAAGUGCUGCGAGCGAUGUGUGAUGGCACGGUGAUGAUUACGACAGAAAACGUAGUACCAGACUUUUCGCUUCCGGAAAUGGUGAAGGCGUACGAAUGGCGCAAAGACGUUCCCUUAUACAAAUUGACAUUUAACGUCGUUCCUUUCGAACCUAGCCGCAAAUUUAAAUUAGUCGAACAGAUAUGA